AUGGGAGCUUCUGAAUCACGACUUCGUGUCGACGACUCGAACGAGGCACCAAGGCAAGGCUAUCACGUCGUCCGAGUCGCAGCAGGCUCGCCCGCUCAUCUUGCCGGGAUCGAACCUUUCUUCGACUUUUGUGUCGGCAUUGACGGUGUGGCAUUGGACCCGACGAAGGACGUCGAUGGAGCCGGUGACACGACAGGCUUAGGGGCGUGGAAGAGCUUGGAAGAGCGGGAAGGGACACAGGUCAUGCUCGAUAUAUGGAACUCGAAACGCCAGCAACUUCGCCAAGUUGCCAUCGUCCCUUCCCGACAGUGGUCAUCACAGCCUUCCACCAGCAGCAUCAACGGAACUAGCUCAGAAGCAACAUCACAGCCUUCCUUACUCGGGCUCUCGCUCCGGCUCUGCAACCCUUCACAAGCUCUGUUACACGUAUGGCACAUCUUGGAGAUUCUAGAAGGAUCACCUGCUGAGUCUGCUGGUCUUGUGCCAUUUGGCGACUUUGUGAUCGGCUGGCCAGGUGGAGUGUUGCAAGCAGAAGGCGACUUUUACGAGCUUGUCGAGGCACACACUGAUCGAGCAUUGCGGUUGUACGUCUACAACUCUGACUACGAUCACACAAGGGAAGUUAUCAUUGUGCCCAAUCGCGAAUGGGGUGGUGAAGGUUUGCUUGGCUGUGGUGUGGGGUACGGCCUCUUGCAUCGCAUUCCUAAACCUCAAGAUCUACCCAAGGUGCCACCAGAGCUAUCGUCGCACGAAGACGAGGAUCAAGGCAUUCCCGAAGACCAGCUCAAGACACCGAGGAUCGGUGCUCCUCCAUCGGCGGCAGCGACACCAGCAGGCAAUCCACGCUUCGAAGAAGAUCACUUCAGCACGCCCCUCGCCAACCCUUCUGGCGCAAGAUCAGCAAGUCAAGACCACGACUAUUAUCACAGCAGCCACGAUGAAGAAGAAGAAGAACUCGACUACGAGGCCAAUACCAGCGGGGUCACGGUCAGCAUGCGCCACGAUGAUGAGGAUGACGAAGAAGGUCAGAGUCGAGAUGUCGCAGAUCUUGCUUAG
Messenger RNA from Ustilago hordei, 1056 nucleotides. RefSeq lists its product as uncharacterized. Gene Ontology annotation, cellular component: Golgi apparatus. The coding region runs from base 1 to 1056 and encodes 351 amino acids. NCBI's taxonomy places the organism in Eukaryota, Fungi, Basidiomycota, Ustilaginomycetes, Ustilaginales, Ustilaginaceae. The record is from RefSeq and is a predicted model, not a curated record. Gene Ontology annotation, molecular function: protein binding. Gene Ontology annotation, biological process: Golgi organization. The transcript has a single exon.